AGUUUGGAUAGACACAAGGCAUUGAAAGAGAAUUCAGAGUUAAAGAUGAGCCUCAUGUUUUGGGCUUGGGCAACUGAGUGGAUGGUGACGCCUGUCUUUACAGCCCCAAGGAAAGUGUCACCUUGGUCUGCAGUGUGAGUCCUAGGCUUGUCAGACUUUGCGGGAAUUACUCUUUAGUCAUCAUGCUAUUUGUUGACAUCAGUGCACACAUCUCUCUUCACAAAGGUACAUGGUAUGGGGACUACAGUAUUGACUUUGUCCCUACCUGUGGAAAGGUGGCUAGGUUGGUGGUGACUUCCAAAUCAUGGCCUCCUGGCCAUGGUGAUCAGUGUGACCUACAUUCUUCAUUUGCUUGGAGAACGGGAAGGCCAAGUUUGGUGAUACCUCUUCCUUUAAAGAAAAUGGAACAGCUGAAUAAUACUUUCUGUCACUUUCCUACAAAUUCUUCAAACAACACAAGUCACUCAGCAUCAAAAUGUUCUUCUCCAGUGAAGAGACAGCACCUUGCCUAUUUCCUAGCAAACCCACACUAUGGCAGCCUCAUUAAUGCAGAUGGCCAUGCAGAAGUAUGGACAGAUUGGAAUGAUACAUCCAAGUUUUUCCAGUAUGGAUGGAGAUGUACCACUAAUGAGAAUGCCUAUUCAAACUGUACCCUGAUGGGAAACUGGAAUCAGGAAAGAUAUGACCUAAGGAAUAUUGUGAAGCCCAAACCCUUGCCUUCCCAGUUUGGACACUACUUUGAAACAACAUAUGAUACGAGCUACAACAACAAAAUGCCACUUUCAACUCAUAGAUUUAAGAGAGAGCCUCACUGGUUUCCAGGACAUCAACCGGAACUGGAUCCUCCUCGGUACAAAUGCACAGAAAAGUCAACUUACAUGACCAGCUACUCAGAGCCUCAAACUGGGCAUCACUCCGCAUGUAUGUGGAAUCGUAGUAACUGCCAAUUUCAGGGUCCACGGUUCUAAGAAAGAAUAAGAAGCUUCAUUUUUCCAGAGUAAAUUGUAGGAGGGAGCACAUUCUAAGCACAAUUAAGAAUCUAGCUGACUAUAACAGUUUCACUCUCUGAAUAAAGAAAGCACAGAAAAAUA
This is a messenger RNA of Lontra canadensis (Northern American river otter), 1091 nucleotides long. RefSeq names its product chromosome unknown C11orf1 homolog (gene CFAP68). Gene Ontology annotation, cellular component: nucleus. The coding region runs from base 183 to 968 and encodes 261 amino acids. The record is from RefSeq and is a predicted model, not a curated record. NCBI's taxonomy places the organism in Eukaryota, Metazoa, Chordata, Mammalia, Carnivora, Mustelidae. The transcript is spliced from 4 exons.